This is a messenger RNA of Onychostoma macrolepis, 3457 nucleotides long. RefSeq names its product IL-6 subfamily cytokine M17 (gene m17). Gene Ontology annotation, molecular function: ciliary neurotrophic factor receptor binding. The transcript is spliced from 3 exons. The coding region runs from base 2033 to 2695 and encodes 220 amino acids. The record is from RefSeq and is a predicted model, not a curated record. Gene Ontology annotation, biological process: ciliary neurotrophic factor-mediated signaling pathway; negative regulation of neuron apoptotic process. Lineage: Eukaryota; Metazoa; Chordata; Actinopteri; Cypriniformes; Cyprinidae.
UUAAACUUUUAACGUUUCCAACGCUACGCCCUAUAAAGUGCACUUGCUGAUUGUUGUGCUAAUUUGAAAAAGUUUUACAUGUAAAGAAAACAAUAGUACUUUUGAGAAUCAUGAUGCACUCAUAAUUAGUGUAUUUUCUGUCUUCUGGAAGCUAAGCUAUUUUACAUACAAUACUAAAAUAUAAAAUAUCCUCUCAUUUAUAUUUCAUUCAUACAUUUUCAUUUCAAUUAUACAUUUGAUACUGUACUGUAAAUGUCAGUUAACACAAUUAGAACUUUAAUGGUUGCACUUUUAAAUACACAAAUCGAUAACAUGACAACUGUUGUUGUAUUUUUACAGUUCUUACACAAUAUCAAGAUUCCCCUCAUUGAACUGUAAGAGAGCUAUAUGCUCCCUUGUUACAAAUUAUCAUUAUUCUUAGCUCCGUUGCAACAAGAUCAGAUUUUACGUAAUUUUGUUGAGGUGAAAAACUUAAAUAAGCAAUUAUGAGAAAUACUUGAAGGAGACUGGGGGAUUUCCUAAGACUGUCAAGUAAAGCAUUUCCUGUGUGGUUUAGAGGUUAAGAGAAAUUGUCUUUGAUCUUUUUUGUCCCUAAUAAAAAAACAGACCUGUCUGCACGAAUACUGCUGAAUUUACACAGUCUCACUUCCAAAGAGUUGGCGAGAGUUGGUAAACAUUAGAAGGGGGUGUCUUGGUAGAAAGUGCCUCUAUACUGUUCUCAAGACUGGGCUGCCACACCCACAUCCAAACCCCAGGAUGUUAAAACAACAAUACCGAUACAGGGGAAAGUGACCACAGUAACCACGGCAAAUCCAACACUUCCAGUUUCUCCUCCUUCCCAUGACACUUUACCUAUAGUGAAUGUUUUUUGGUAAGAAUUGUGGAAAGUACCAGGUACUUGUACAACUACGUUUACCUGUGUUUUGCUGAGAAGACACUGAUUUCCCCUGUGACUUACCACAUCAGUGUCACACUUAUGCAGGAACAACAGACUUCUUACCCAAGAAACUACAUUUAUUUGCCUAAGUGUAUGAAUAUAUUUUUACAGAUGUGGCUGUGAGAUCAGCCUUUAAUUGGAGGACUAUAGUAAGUUUGUGCAAGUUCUAAACUUUUGGCUCUGGGGAUUCCCUUGUAGGCCUGAGUCGUAAAGAUUCAAAAUAAAGCUUAGCUCAGUUAAUAUCAGAUGCAUGUUUUUGUCCACUUCAGUCAUUCUGCAUGCUACAAAAAUGCAAUUGCAUCACACAAAAGUUGAGUAAAAGUUCAGCAAAGUCUUUGUCAUCUUCCUUCCUUGUCUGAACUUGAUAGGUGGCUGAAAUUCCCAACUUUGUGCUUUUGCGUCAAAAGAUCGAAAGGUAUCAGUGAAAAUCUAGUGUUGAGAAACUAUCUUCCUAUUACAAGACCACUUCCUGUUCAACCAACAGGCAUAGAGUUCAGAGCAAGGGUGGAUGAGCGCUGUUGCUGGAUGGUGGUUCCUUUUCUAAUUUUUGUUGUUUUUGACAUGGUUUUGACAAAUUUAGAGCAAUAUUAUUGACUGAACAUGAUGAUAAACAUAAUGUAAUGGCAGAAAAGUCUGAUCUCAAAAUCCAAGGGUAUAUCUGCCUACAAAUGUUAAUAAAUAAAAGUAAUCUGCUUAUUUAAUGUUAUCCCAAAUACACAUGGCAUUGUGCAACACAAAAAUCUUUUUAAGAUAUGAGAGGUAAGAGUAAAAUCUCAUGACAUUUUUGCUUGUCUGACAUCAAACGUAAAUCAGCUAUGACAAAUAGACAUAAUUGCUCAACCUAUCCAGACUCUGCAUCACGUAAGGAGAUACAGCUACACAAAAACUGGGUGGCAACUAAAGAAGGAGGGAACAUUACACAUAGUACAUGUGAUAAUGAAGACGCAAACGAAAAAAAAAAUUCUGGGAACUCUUGUUGCCUCAGAAAGCUGGCCGCGUCAUUUCCUUCCAGUGACAAAUGUGUGGUUUCAGUCUUUAAAAACUUUUUCAGAGUUGUGAUCAUGACCAGUUUGAAACUUUGUCUGUGAACGGAGAAUGAAUUGUCAUGUUAGGAACAUGGUCUGCCUGUCUCAGAGAUCACAAGCAAAAUUCAGAAUAAUCCUCCCUGUCCUCAUCUUGAUUGCUUUUGUGCAUCCAACAAUGUCGUGCAAGAAUGAGAACUGCAGCCAGCAUCUUCACCGUAGUCUGAAGCUCACUAGGAUGAUGAGCAAAAGGACAGCAGAGUUCUUAGAAUUAUAUAAAGCCAGUCAAGGAGAUUCUGGAGACCUGAUCUGUGAUGUGCAAAUGGACAAUGUACCAGUAUCAACCAUCUCGGGCCAGACCACGUCGGAGCGCAUCUUGAGUGUUUAUACCCACCUGAAAGAGUUUCUUCCUCACAUGAAGACAGUGAUGGAGCAGCAGAAAGACUUAAAUCCUCCAACAAACCCUGUGGCGGAGGGGCUUCACAGUAUGAUUACACAUGUUCGCCACAUUGCUCUGAGGGUGAACUGUAUCUUACAAAUCCUGCAGCCAAAUAUACCCAUUCCUGAGCCAGCUGAAAGGCCAACGGGAAUUCCCCCUGCGCAAAAUAUUUUCCAGCAGAAAGCCUAUGGAUGCAUUGUCCUGUCUCGGCUUCAGGAGCUCCUUGGUCAAGCAGUUCAAGAACAGAAGUCUCUUAAGGGGAAAAUGUGCAGAAAGAGGACCAAAAAUGGUUCUUGACAUAAAACAAUAUUGACGUAAUUUAUUAAUAUUUAUUUUUGUACAUCUAUAACUGUUGAAGAGAUGCCCAGAGUAUGUUUUUGUUGAUAUAUUUAUUAAUAUAAUUUAUUUUUGUCCUAACUGUCAUAUCCAUAUACUGUAUGUGGGCAAAAAGUGAAGUUAUACAAAUUGAUGUUUUUUGGGGGGGUUUUCCUCAAAUGGACAAGAGUGGUUUAUGUUAUUUGGCUGUCAUAGACUGUUGUGGUUCCUUGAAUUAUUUGACAGUAAAAAUAUUUUAAUUUGAUUUAGCUGUAAACUAUGUUAUAUAUGUCAUCACAGGCAGUUGUUUUGAUUACAAGGAAAUUUGCAAUGAUUACCUGUGAUGUCACACGUUAGCCAUAUUGGCUUUUGUGGUCAAUGCUAACAUCUAUAGCAUGACCUGAAUAACCUAGUAAAAUGUAUAUGUCUGAGACAUCGCCUUCAGUUGAGACCAUUUUAGAAGACAGGAAGUGCAAGAGACUGAUAUCAGCUCAUAAUGACGCAUUCAUUUCACCACAUCAGAAAGGGGAAAAAAACUGGCUAGCCGUCUCCCCUGUCACAAGGUAUGAGUGUAUGUUUGUGUCCAUGUGAGUGAAUCUCAAGCCAUUCCCCCUAUAAUUAACGGACUGUGGUCUGUACAUUUCAUGAAUGCUUUCUGUGAAUGUCGUGAUUAUGAAUGUAUGUAUGUAUUUUGAUAUUUAUUUAUAUGAACCCAGUAUUGCAUUCAAAAUAAACGAAACAAAA